Molecule: messenger RNA, 1160 nt
Organism: Meira miltonrushii
Lineage: Eukaryota; Fungi; Basidiomycota; Exobasidiomycetes; Exobasidiales; Brachybasidiaceae
Exons: 1
Coding region: 12-1121 (369 amino acids)
Source: RefSeq, a predicted model, not a curated record
AUCUCAUCACAAUGUUGCAAGCACAAUACAACCAACACAACAACAUCCUCGCCCAACACCAUCAAUUCCAUGAAACAGCAAUGGCAACCCAAUUCAAUGCUCCACCUUCAUACGAUGAAGCAGCAUUAGAAAAAGACUUUUCGCAAUUCAAACUUAACGAGAAAAAAAGACAAGAAUAUUUCAACAAAGCCCAAUACACUCCCGUUCAACCAAUCGCAGGUUCAAGUAGACUUCAAUCAAUUCCAUCAAAUACAUCAGCAUGGAUGAAAAUGCCUAAUGGAUCAAAUGCACCACCGAUCGUGAUCCCACAAACAUCUGCAAAGAUGCUGCAAAAGAAUCUUGCACCAUUUUCACGUGCUUAUCCAACUCAAUUGGCUCAAUACGGUAUCCGAAAAGAAGAAUUCAUCAAAAUUAUCGAUGAGCUAAACGAAUGUUUCAUCUUGAAUCCUGCUUUUCAAAUCAUGCGAAUGGCAGGUAUGGCAGUUGGAUGUGUUCCAAGUCCCACUUUGAUCGGAAUCGGUGCUGGUCUUCAAGUUGCGGCAGGUUUGGGAGGUGCAGGAAUGACAUAUAUGCGUACGAAAGCAUUCGUUAAAAAGAUGAACAAGAACCUGUUUGAUCAACAUGGUUUACAAAUGCGUAUUUUCUCAACUGAAAAAAUGAUGAAAGCAAUUGGUGAACCAGAAGGUGAACGAAGAUUGAACCUUGCUCCUUUGCCGGAAUUUGACGGUGAAUGGGAUCCAACAUCACCCGAAACGGAUCCAAGAUUGCGCAGGAUGACAGCAUUGAAAGGCCGCGUAGGUGAAUUAGACUGGAACGUCCCUGAACCAGUGAUGUCUAAAAAUGUCUUGAAAAAGAUGGGAGAUUGGCAAGCGCAAAAGCAAGCUAAAUCCGUUCAAAAACGACAUGAAAAGAUGUGUUCAAAAGUGAACAAAUAUCAAAAUGCCACAACCCACAAAGAACGUCAAAAAGGCGCACGUAAAGUUGAAAAAUUGGAAAAACGUGAAGGUAAAACAACUCAACGUAUUCGUUGGAUUUGCAUCGUUCCGAAAUCGCAAUCUGAACUUAUCGAUGAUGAGAGCGAAGAUGCAGAAAGCGAAUCGGAUUACUGUGAAAAGAAGUGAUGGGUAUUUUGUUACGAUGUUGUAUUUGUACAUAUUCAU